AGAGGUAUGAACUUCAUGAAGAGCAAUGCACUUUGAUGACACCGUAUCCUCUUCGCCCUGAAUAAUUUAGAGAGGUUCUACACUACUUUACUUGCUCACUCUCUUCCCUCUUUCUCCUUUGCAGACGAAAAGAAUUUCAAUCGAAAGCAAGUCAUCGUUCUCUUUUCUGAAUUAGGGCAUUCUCUACCAGAUUACAAAAUCCUUCAAUCUUACCUAGAAAUCAAAAAUGGAGAAAAUCAGAAGAGCAUCACAUGCUGGCUCCUGGUACACUGAUGAUCCUAAAAAACUGGAAGAGGAACUUGAUGGAUGGCUAAAGGCUGCUGCUCUGGCUAAAUCACCUGAUGUUCGAGGCGUGAUUGCUCCGCAUGCAGGUUAUUCAUAUUCAGGUCGUGCUGCUGCAUAUGCAUUUGGAAAUAUAGACCCAACAAACAUUUCACGGGUAUUCCUGCUUGGUCCAUCUCACCAUUAUUAUACUCCAAAAUGUGCUCUUUCAACGGCAACAGUUUACAAGACUCCAAUAGGAGAUUUGCCUAUUGAUUUAGAAGUCAUUGAGGAACUUAAAGCUACUGGAAAAUUUGAAUCGAUGGAUCUUCGGGUUGAUGAAGCUGAACAUAGCAUGGAAAUGCACCUGCCAUAUCUUGCAAAAAUUUUUGAAGGGCAUCAGGUAAAAGUUGUGCCCAUAUUGGUUGGUGCUGUUAAUGCUGAUAGUGAAGCUAUGUAUGGAAAGUUGUUAGCAAAAUAUGUAGAUGAUCCGUCCAAUUUCUUUUCCGUCUCCUCAGAUUUUUGUCACUGGGGGUCUCGGUUCAAUUAUAUGCACUAUGACAAGAAACAUGGGGCUAUACACAAAUCUAUUGAGGCAUUGGACAAGAUGGGUAUGGAUAUAAUAGAAACAGGGGAUCCUGAUGCAUUUAAACAGUAUUUGCAGGAGUAUGACAAUACUAUUUGUGGCCGCCAUCCAAUUAGUGUUUUCCUACAUAUGUUAAGGAAUUGCUCAAUAAAGAUAAAGAUUAAAUUUGUCCGAUACGAGCAAUCAAGCCAAUGCAAAACAAUGAGGGAGAGCAGUGUCAGUUAUGCAUCUGCAGCUGCGAAGGUGGAUGCUUGAAGCUACAGCAAUUAGCAUUUCUGAUGUGCUAGUGUUUGAAAUAAUUAACAAUUUGAACUUCUUUCAAUUGAAUACAUCAUCUAACUUGAUCACUCAACAUUUGCAAUAAUCUAUCAUGCUGUCUAUUUCCUGUCUAUAGAUCGACAACAAUAAUGGAACUUGUUGCCUA
This is a messenger RNA of Hevea brasiliensis (rubber tree), 1271 nucleotides long. RefSeq lists its product as uncharacterized. The transcript is spliced from 8 exons. Lineage: Eukaryota; Viridiplantae; Streptophyta; Magnoliopsida; Malpighiales; Euphorbiaceae. The record is from RefSeq and is a predicted model, not a curated record. The coding region runs from base 227 to 1102 and encodes 291 amino acids.